Molecule: messenger RNA, 2215 nt
Organism: Ipomoea nil (Japanese morning glory)
Lineage: Eukaryota; Viridiplantae; Streptophyta; Magnoliopsida; Solanales; Convolvulaceae
Product: ankyrin repeat-containing protein At5g02620-like
Exons: 6
Coding region: 363-2210 (615 amino acids)
Molecular function (GO): protein binding
Source: RefSeq, a predicted model, not a curated record
GACUUCCCCAUGGGAACACAGAAAUCAGAAUGCAAACCACAAAAUUCCAAAAUUCACUUCCGUUUAUAAAACUCCAAUCUCUACUCGUACGAAGGAGGAAUUUGGUACGAGGAGCGAUCGGAGGCGCCUGUGAGGCAUAUAUAAGACGGCGACGUCGUCGGCUCUGGUGGCGGCGCCGGCGGAUUCUGAUUUGAUUUGGCGCUCUAAUCUCCGAUCCCCAACCCCAAGCGGCUUCUCUUCCUCGCUUUCUUCUCCGCCGCAUUGCCGCCGCUCAUAACUGCUCUUCAUUCGCCAUUUUCAAUAGAGCAUAAACGCUUCCGCUCAUCACUUCUGGUUUGCCACAAUAAUUGUUCAUAUGCAGCAUGAAGAGGAUAUCAUCAUUAUGUGGUUCUCAGAAAGCUGCUGCUUUUCCUCGUUUCACUGACGUUGAAAAUCAACCUCCUCACAGUAAAGUGACCUUAGAAAGCUCCACGGCUGACCGUAGAACGCUUCACGGCACGGCCAAGGAAGGCGACUGGGGGACUGCAGAGCUUAUUCUGAAACGCAACCUAGACUAUGCUCGUCAGAAGAUUACCAAAGCCGGGGAAACACUUCUCCACGUCGCCGUUGCGGCGAGGAGGAACGAAUUCGUAGAGAAGCUGGUGAAAAUGCUGGAUCCGAUUGAUUUGGAACUCAGAAAUGACAGUAAACGCACUGCUUUCGUGUAUGCUAUUGAGCUGGGAGAAAAGAGAAUGGCAGAGGUGAUGGUGGAGAAGAACAAGAAGCUGCUCACCAUCAAUGCUUAUGAAGACAUGACUCCCCUGGAAGUUGCAGCUCUGACAAAGCAAAACGAAAUGUUUUCGUACCUUUUCAAGGUCACACCUUGCGAAAAACUCAGUGAAUUGGGUAGCCCUCUCAUGGAAGCCACUAUUCAGAAUGAUAUGUAUGACAUGGCAUUAGAAAUCCUAGAAAAGGAUGAAACUUUAGCCACUUCCAAGCUUCCAUGUUACAAUUCAUUCUUGAGCAUUCUAGUCCGGAAACCGCCUCCCAUAAUCGAUGAACAUCCCGGUGGAACACGGUGGGGAAACAUUCUUCGUGCAGCUGUUCCCGCGAUGGAGGAGAAGUAUUUGCAGAGGAAGAAAGCUGGGGAAGUGUUUGAAAAGAUCUGCAACUUGUGGCUUGGUUUACCAGAGGAAGAACUGACUGGCCUCAUUAUGAAAACAGAAAUACUUCACUAUGCUGCCAUGGAGGGGAAUGCAGAGUUCAUAGCCAUGGUUCUUCGCAGGAAACCUGUUCUUUCUCUGGUGCUCAACAAGAAGGGUCAGACAAUGUUUCAUGUCGCGGUGUCGCAUCGCCAAGAAAGAGUUUUCAAUCUUAUAUACGACAUGGGGCCCUUCAAGGAAUUGAUCCAACAAAUUGUGGAUGAAGAUGGGAACAACAUUUUACAUUUGACUGCAAUGUUGGGGCAGACAGUAGGAGACAAGAAUGUUAAGGCUAAAUCUGAGCUAGUGGAAGAGACUCAGAAGAUUUUGCCAAGACAGCUUAUCAACGUAUCUGGAGCAGCACUGCAAUUGCAGCGAGAAAUCUUGUGGUUUAGGGAGGUGAAGAGGGUUGUGCCACCAACAUAUUGCAAGAUGAUCAAUGCAAGUGGAAGAACCCCAGAGGAACUAUUCUUGAAAGAGCACAAAGAACUAAUCAAGGAGGGCGAGCAAUGGAUGAGGGACACCGCAAAUUCCUGCAUGAUCGUCGCAACUUUAAUCGCCACCAUGGUGUUCGCGGCGGCCUUCACCGUACCCGGCGGCUACGACCAAGUCACCGGCAUCCCAAUCCUCAUAAAACCCGCCACCUUCACGCUCUUCGCCAUCUCCGACGCGGUGGCCAUGUUCUGCUCAAUCAUGGCCAUCAUCAUGUUCCUGGCCAUCCUGACCUCGCGCUACAGAAAACACGACUUCCGCGUGGCGUUGCCGGCGAAGCUGUUGAUCGGACUCACGGCGCUGUUCGUGUCGAUCGUCGGGAUGCUGGUGGCGUUCGCCGCCGCGUUCUUUUUGGUGUAUAAGAGGGAGUGGGAGCCGAAGCUCGUCGCUUCUCUCGCCGGUGUCCCGUUUGCUUCGUUUCUGUAUCUGAAUUGGCAGCUGUGGUUCGAUUCCAUCAGUUCAAUAUUCGGCUCUAAAUCUCUCUUCAGACCAAACAAGUUGAUGGUUUAUGGUGGAAUGGAUUUUGAAAAUCACUGACGAUC